UAGCCAGUCACCACUCCAGGCCUUCCCGACACACAUCCUUCCCUCUUUUCAGAAAUCCCUCCCACCAUCACCCUCCCCGGGCAUACACACACACUCCCAAGGAAUUCUGUUCAACCAGCAAGGAUGUCUAAUCCUAAACCAAUUAAGAAUGCUAAUCCGCAGGAGGCCACAUAUGCAAACUGCUCUCUAAUCUGGGGAGAACAGCUGGAGUGGCCUAAGAACCCAUGGGAGAAAGUAGUUUCACAGGAAUAUUUGCAUUUACCACAUCCUGGAGGUUGGUGUUCUUUUCCUGGUGUUCCUCCCCGUUCUGUCUUAAAUUGGGUGACCAGCCCCAGCACAGCGGCAGUCCAAUGAAAUGGGCUGAGGACAAAAGAGGGCUGCUAUUUUCUCAUCUACCUUCCAUCUGGUGGAUCUGGGCCUAAUCCCUGGCAUAAGGAUGGUGGGUGCAAAGCCCGUCGCAGGUCCCAGCACCUCCCUCCGCCUGGCACAGCAAUGCAGUGGAGUCAGCAGUGUCAUAGUGAAUCCUCCUUUCUAUCAGGUGUCCUGCUGUGGGUCUGUUCCCUGUACCUGCUGCUGCCAUUUUAGGUGGCCUCAUCUCACAGAGUCCACUUGUAGCCGCCUGUUCUACAUAAUCCUCCAUGUAGGGGCCUCAGCAGUCUGCUGCCUCCUGCUGUCAAGAACAGUAGUGGAGAGGGUCUGGGGCAAGGUGCAUGGGAUCCAGAUGCCCUCAGGGUUGUGUGCCCAUCUGUUUGGCCACUCGCACUGCCCAGUGCUCAGUGGUGCUGGGGCUGUGUACCGAGUUUGUGCAGGAACUGCCACCUUCCACCUGCUGCAGGCUGUGCUGCUGGUCCACCUCCACUCCCCUACCAGCCUGCGUGCACAGCUGCAUAACAGCUUCUGGAUCCUGAAGCUGCUGUUCCUGCUAGGUCUCUGUGCUGUUGCUUUCUGCAUCCCUGAUGAGCAUCUAUUCCCAGCCUGGCAUUACAUUGGCAUCUGUGGAGGCUUCACAUUCAUCCUGCUGCAGUUGGUGCUUAUCACAGCCUUUGCCCAUUCCUGGAAUAAGAACUGGCAGACAGGUGCAUCCCAAGAUUGCUGCUGGUUCCUAGCCAUGCUGCUGGCCACCUUAGGAUUCUACAGCAUAGCAGGUGUGGCAGCAGUGUUCCUGUUCUACUACUACACGCACCCAGCUGGCUGCCUGCUCAACAAGAUGCUGCUUAGCCUGCACCUUUGUUUCUGUGGCCUCCUCUCCAUCCUCUCCAUCACUCCUUGCAUCCGCCUCAAGCAACCCCGCUCUGGCCUUCUACAAGCCUCUAUCAUCAGCUGUUAUAUCAUGUACCUGACCUUCUCUGCACUGUCCAGCCGACCUCCAGAGAGUGUAAUCCUCCAAGGACAGAAUCACACUCUGUGCCUGCCUGGCCUAAGUAAAGCGGCACCCCAAACACCAGAUACUUCUCUGGCAGUGUUGAGCGCGGGAAUCAUGUAUGCUUGUGUGCUUUUCGCUUGCAAUGAGGCCUCCUACCUGGCUGAGGUAUUUGGGCCCUUGUGGAUCAUCAAGGUUUACAGCUAUGAGUUCCAGAAGCCCUCACUCUGUUUCUGUUGCCCUGAAGUAGUGGAGCCAGAGGAAGGGCAAAGGGGAGGAGCUGCCAGGCCAGCUGACCAAGAGACCUCUCCAACUCCUCCAGUUCAAGCCCAGCAUCUUUCCUACAGCUAUUCUGCCUUCCACUUCGUCUUCUUCCUUGCAUCACUCUAUGUCAUGGUUACCCUUACCAACUGGUUCAGGUAG
Molecule: messenger RNA, 1783 nt
Organism: Miniopterus natalensis
Lineage: Eukaryota; Metazoa; Chordata; Mammalia; Chiroptera; Miniopteridae
Gene: SERINC4
Product: serine incorporator 4
Cellular component (GO): membrane
Source: RefSeq, a predicted model, not a curated record